Aureobasidium uvarum is the source of this 3027-nucleotide messenger RNA. The record is from the annotation of a GenBank genome assembly. NCBI's taxonomy places the organism in Eukaryota, Fungi, Ascomycota, Dothideomycetes, Dothideales, Saccotheciaceae.
AUGGACCCUGCGACAACAAGCGCGACCUCACCCUUGCAACCAACUCAAGAUCAAGUCAACAGAAGACCACUAUCUUCCAGAUCAGUCAACUAUCACACAUCGCCUGCUGUCAAAUCCGUGCUUCUGGAACCAAAGAACCACCAAGGAAGCAACUGGCAGUUCAAGGUCACUGUCCAAGCCGAACAGAUGCCUACAUCACAACUUGUUCCCUUACACGAUGUCGAAAACACUCAAGUUCCGGAUCUCUGCCCUGUCUCUCAACUAGGUGACCACGCUACGGCAGACUAUUCCUUAUCAGAGAUCGACCUCUCCGAGGACCUCAUGCUGUCUUCUCGUCAUCCAGCAGCGAUCGACUCGCUAUCACCUGAACCACCGCGACCGAAUGUCUCUCGCAGAACUCCUGCAAGUACCCGUGUUGGCUCUUCGAGGAAACAGUUUGGUAGCAGGUCCAGACCAUCACAGCGCGCAAAGCCCGAAGCCGUAGAUGAACCGCAAUUCGGAGAAGAUGAAGAGCCGGAGGCGGUACUUGGCGCUUGUGCUCCUGGUGAUGCGACUAUGCUUGAGAGCGAAGAAUUCAGUAUGAUAUCCGUUGAUUCCUUGCCUAGCCGAGUCGCUGGUCAUUCAUCUCCCUCGCACGCUCUCCAGACUACCGAGGGUGAUGUCUCUGCCAAUCACUCAUACAUGCCUUCAUCACCCCCGGCCUUUGUUGCUGACAGAACCACCCCGGUGCCCGAGGAUUCGACUCCAGAAAACCCCAAGGCUCCACAACCAUCGCAAAAUUAUGACGCCGAAAUUGCCACACCUCUGAGAGAAAGCGCGCGGAAGUCUGGUAGAGCGUUGCAGGAUGCACUGAAUGGUCCCUUCCGCGAGUCCGUGUCAAGAGAGCUACCAUCCGCACGAGAGUCCAUCUUCAACGGCUUCAGCUCUGGUACCAGGCGCCAGCUGCACCAGAGUCUACACACUGGCCAGAGCUUGGCCUCUGCAUCAGCUAUGCAGAAUGCGCCCAGACUUGCACCUACAACUAGCACGAUGCCCAACUAUCUAUCCCCCUUCCACAGCCCAGUGCGACAACAAGAGACUUUCGACUCUCUUCCCAGCCGUCUUCUCACUCCCGAAACAGACGGCCGCUCACGAUCCACCACAAGUCUCCAAUCUCAAGCCAAUGUCGAGUAUCCCCAACUCGCCCAACCCACCAGAAGAAGCAGUGCAACUCAUGAAGAGCCUGAGAUGAGUUAUAUCAAUGUCCAGAGACCAUCAGCCACCCAAAUCCAAAGUCCGCCUCGCUCCCCGCCAGCAUCGGAACAUGAUGCAAACGAGCAUUCGGAAGCCAGUGCAGCCCAGCCAGAGGUAGAGGAAGAGGAAGAAGACGAUAAGGACAUUUGGCAAGAGGAAGCAAGCCGCUCUAUAGUCGACGGAGAAGGUUCUCCUGAGCAGACUGAUCUGUUCCUGGAUGAUCUCGUAGUCAAGCCUCGCAGGAGUAAACUUCCUGGUACCUGGCGUCGCACCUCGGGUGCAAGCUUCUCAUACAGCGAUUCUCCUGAAGCUCAGGAGCGUCAGAAUCGCAAGAUCAGUGCUUCUACUAUGGGCACCUCUAGGAAGAGUAGCGGCGUCAUGACACCGCCAUCAUCCGAUGAUGGUAGCGUCGCUGGUGGAGCGGAGUCGAAAGAUGGAGUUGACUUAGAGAGAGCCACAGUCGAUGAAGAGCUCAGCCAGUCUGAGUCUGGUGAUGAUACCGGGACAUUUUUCCAGCGAAAUCUUCCAUCUGUGUACAACUCGAGGAGUACAAAACAUGUUGCAGACUCAGCAAAGAGCAGUUUUGCACCUAGCAGUCCGCUCAGAAACACAGUCUUGGAUUUCAGCCCCUUGAAGAACCUUCAGGACUCUGAAAAUGGCUCAAGUCAGAACCUUUCCGCUGGCCCUUCGCCGCUUCGCAGGAGCCUGGUCAGGUCUAGCCACAUGAACAACACUCGGACUACUCGACGAGGCGAGAAUGUCGAUACUUCGGAGACGCAGACGGACUCAAGUUUAGCUUCUGACGCGCAGCAGAUUCAAAGAGAGAUGAGAAGCAACCCUAGCAGAGCUGCAAGCACCAUUUCAAGUUUGACCUCUGGAAGCCAGAUGAGAGGUUCAAGAAGAACGGCGAGCGCAAACACCAUUGACCUCACUGUCAGCGAUAGUUCUGAACAAGAGGUCUCGACAAUAUCCUCCAGGUCAAGGAGCUAUCAGGAAGAGCUGAAUCUAGAUUCGCCAAUGCGUGUCAAGGUCAACUUCAACGACGAUGCUGGCAACUCGACUCUACUGGAGCCCAGACGACAAUAUCCUCCUCUGUUUGAAAAUGUUCCGACAUUAACGAAACCGACGAUCGAGUCUCCCGAAGUUUCGCAGCCCAAGUCACCACUACUGAAACUUACUGAGUCUUUCUGGGAGGCUGUGACCAAGCCUCCAGUCUACGCAUCACCAGAGCGCAAGCCGUUGGUCAUGCAAGAGGCUGCAGCACCAGUACCUACAGUGCCUGAUCACGUCUUGCGUUUGCGUCGCAAGUAUGGUCUACUACCAGAUUGCCACCCCUUCAUAUACGCACACAUUCGCACACUGCAUCGCAUGCUCAACUCUACACGCUCCAAAUCUGGCAGCAGUAUUGUACCACGCAGCGGACCUCUGGGUCAUGGUCUAUCACGUCUGCUCGGCAAGACCAGGACCAACGAACUGGACCAGCAAUUUGUGUGGACGCAAACACAUCUACACGUCGUUGACUCGUUCAUGUCACUACUCUUACCACAGGAAGAACGUGAUCGCUUGCAAUACGAUACCGGGUCUUGGGGUGAUGUCGAAGCGCUUAGACAUCGCGGACGAGACUCCAAGGGUAGAUAUGGUGAUGAAGUGGUAUUCAAUGCCAUCAAGGGUGGCUUGAUCGAAGCUUCGUGGGUUGCAGAUGUACUCGUUGAUAUUGUGUUCAAGGAAGAGAUGAAUAUGAAGAAGAAGAGAGUUGCUGAGAUGAUGGCUCGCGCUGAAAGAAUGGAGAUGUAA